UCAGACAAAAACCCUAGAAAGAAAAAAUUCAUCUCUCCAAAAAGAAAGAGGAGAUGCAAGAGAAGAAGGGCGAAAUGGCGACUUCCAACAACUCAUCCAAGCAAUCUCCCAAGAAGAUUAACUUAUUGGAUCAUCAUUCCAUCAAAAACAUCCUUGACGAAUCUGUCACCGAGAUCGUUACUGGCCGGGGUCAUAUAGAAAAUGUUAGGAUGAGUAACAUUCGCCUUUCCUUGGGCACCCUCAUCAUUCUCGUAGCUCUCGCUGCUCAGUUCUAUCCCAAGAAGUUCCCUGAGAAUAAGGAUUUUCUGAUCGGCUGCAUCAUAUUGUAUAUUGUGCUAAAUGUGAUAUUGCAGCUGAUUAUUCACACAAAGGAGAAAGAUGCAAUUUUGUUUACAAAUCCUCCUACUGGAUCGUUCAAUAUUACUGGUCUAAUUGUCUCUUCCAAGUUGCCAAGGUUCUCUGAUAUGUAUACUCUGACCAUAGCUAGUGCAGAUCCCAAAUCCAUAGCAGCUAAGCCUACAGUAGAACUCACCAAGAGUGUUACUCAAUGGUUCACCAAGGAUGGAGUUCUUGUUGAGGGUCUUUUCUGGAAGAAUGUUGAUGCACUAAUAAAUAGUUAUGGCAAGGAGUCUAAGAAGGGAUAAACGUGAUGAUGUUUUUGGGCAUAGGUGAUAUGACAAUGGGGUUUAAAUUAUUGUGAUUUUGAAUUUUAGAAUAAUAAAGUAUAUGAGGAAUUGAUUUUAGACUAUACCCUGCAAUUGCAUACAUGAUUUUAGA
Messenger RNA from Impatiens glandulifera, 777 nucleotides. RefSeq names its product signal peptidase complex subunit 2-like. The transcript is spliced from 5 exons. Gene Ontology annotation, biological process: protein targeting to ER. Lineage: Eukaryota; Viridiplantae; Streptophyta; Magnoliopsida; Ericales; Balsaminaceae. Gene Ontology annotation, cellular component: membrane; signal peptidase complex. The record is from RefSeq and is a predicted model, not a curated record. The coding region runs from base 54 to 644 and encodes 196 amino acids.